This is a messenger RNA of Centropristis striata (black sea bass), 3769 nucleotides long. It is a transcript of the gene tcf7, whose product is annotated as transcription factor 7. Bases 274 to 1887 code for a protein of 537 amino acids. Gene Ontology annotation, cellular component: beta-catenin-TCF complex. The record is from RefSeq and is a predicted model, not a curated record. The transcript has 13 exons. Gene Ontology annotation, biological process: regulation of transcription by RNA polymerase II; canonical Wnt signaling pathway. Gene Ontology annotation, molecular function: RNA polymerase II cis-regulatory region sequence-specific DNA binding; DNA-binding transcription factor activity, RNA polymerase II-specific. NCBI's taxonomy places the organism in Eukaryota, Metazoa, Chordata, Actinopteri, Perciformes, Serranidae.
GCGCCCUUUCAUGUCGGGACUCCUUGCCUGUCUUGGGCUCAAAUGAGCUGUUUGCUGUUGUAGGGAAACAUUAGUCCUCUACCAACCAGCCAGCCGGGGGACGACACAUCUCAACUUUUUCCCUGUAUGUGGUGGGGAUUUCUACACUUUAGAGGCGCCCCAGACUGAGAAGCUUUAACAGGAAAAAGUCCCUUAAUUAUUUUCUUUAUUUCUACUUUUGUUGUUAUUCUUUUAAAAGUGUGUAAUAUCGCGAAGGAGGUGGGAGAAGUAGACAUGCCUCAGCUCAGCAGCGGCGGCGGGGACGACCUGGGAGCGAAUGAUGAGAUGAUAGCGUUCAAAGACGAAGGGGAGCAAGAGGAGAAAAUUCAAGAAAACGCGUUCACGGAGAGAGACCUGGCCGACCUCAAGUCCUCUCUGGUGAACGAGUCGGAAAUAAAUCAAAGUCCGAACGCAGCGGCGGUCAGACGGGGACAGCACGGCGAGCAGAGGGGCUUCCCAGAAAAACACCGGGAGCAUCUCGACGGAGUGUCGAAGCAGCAAGAUGGAGGCAUGUACAAGACGCCGACGUAUCCGGGGUAUCCGUUCCUGAUGCUGCCGGACCCCUACCUCCCCAACAGCUCGGUUUCCCCAUCUUCAAAUAAAGUGUCGGUGGUGCAGCAGUCUCACGGGAUGCACCCGCUGACAUCCCUCCUGCCCUACAGCAACGAGCACUUCAGCCCGAGUCCUCCACACUUGCCCACAGACAUGAGCCAGAAGACAGGUGUUCACAGGCACCAGUCCCAGGAUCUCUCAGGGUACUACUCCCUCCCUCCAGGCGGCGUCGGACAGAUCACUCCCUCCAUGGGCUGGCAGAGCCAGCCAGUCUAUCCUGCCCUGUCCCCCUGUGGAUUCAGGCAGCCCUACUCCUCCAACCUCUCCAGCGCCGCCUCCUACUCCAGGUUCCCUCACUCCCUGAUGCUGGGCCCAUCAGGCAUGCAUCCUACAGGGAUCCCCCACCCAGCCAUAGUGCCCCCUACAGGCAAACAGGAGCACGAUCAGUAUGACAGGGGGAUGUAUGUGAAGCAGCAGGUGGAGACCAAGCGGGAGAAGGAGCCCAAGAAGCCGGUCAUCAAGAAACCCCUGAACGCCUUCAUGCUCUACAUGAAGGAGAUGAGGGCGAAGGUCAUCGCCGAGUGCACAUUAAAGGAGAGCGCCGCCAUCAACCAGAUUCUGGGACGAAGGUGGCAUGCACUGACCCGGGAGGAGCAGGCCAAGUACUACGAGUUGGCAAGGAAAGAGAGACAACUCCACAUGCAGCUCUACCCGACCUGGUCUGCCAGAGACAACUACGAGGCGGGCCUUAGCGGGGUCGCAGGGGAAAAGAGUAAAGCUGAUUGGGGCAAAAAGAAGAGGAGAAAAAGGGAGAAGUUGCAGGACUCCAAUACAGACCCGGGCUCUCCUAAGAAAUGCCGGGCUCGCUUCGGCCUCAACCAACAAACGGACUGGUGCGGUCCUUGCAGGAGGAAAAAGAAGUGCAUUCGCUACCUUCAAGGAGGAGGCUGCCCCAGCCCAACUUCUUCAGAUUUAAGUGCUAUAGACUCUCCCCCCUCUCCUUCCCCUGCCCGCCACCGUCUGUACCAGCACCAGCUCCCCCCAUCCCCGGGCUGCUCCCCACCGCCCACCUCACCCUCCGCACACCUCCCCCUGUCUCCGCCAACACACACACGCUCACACACGCGCUUACCCCUGCAGCAGUCUGCCGGCAAGCGCAGUGACCUCCGUCAGCCCGCAACCAAACACACCCACACACACCUGGAACUGACCGGCAAACAGACGCACUGCUCGACGGCGUUGUCAGCCGCCAAGGCCGCAGGACUUUCUCUCAAAGUGCUAACAGAGUCUCAGUGAUCACUCCAGUCUGCUCACAUCAUUGAUCCAUUUCAGCUCAGCUUCCUCCAGAGCCAUGAAGAUAAUUUUCCUCACAUUUACCCACACACUGUGGUCCUUUUUGUUUGAUGAAAACAAAAAAUAGGAGUGAAUGAGGGUGGCAUGGUAGUAAUGAAGAAGGGGGUGUCUCAUUUCAGAGGCUGGAUCCUCCACAGUCUGUGUUUUUACACAGAAUACACAAUUAACAGGUCAUUGAGGCCUGUUUACUCUGAAAGACUCAUUUAAAUGGUCAAUUAUUUAUAAUAUCAGUUGAAUAUUUGUGGUUCAGUGAUCACUGAGGAAUUGUUCCCAGCCUGGGCAUGUUAUUGUUAGGUGAGAAAAGGGCUGGGCGAUAUGUAAAAAAUCUGAUAUCCCGAUAUUUUUUUAACCAAAUACCUCGAUAUCAAAACAAUAUUAGAACAUUGACCAUUUGUACAAAAUAUUAACACAAAAAGAUUUUUGAUAAUCAGUAAUGUGGUUAUAAUUACUAAGUGUACGAAGGCAAAUAAUAGAUGCCUUUACUGUAAUGCAGUCUUUAAAAUUAGAAAAAGACAACACAAUAUCCAAAAUCUAAGAUGAUGUCUGAAAUCAUAUCACUAUAUCGAUAGAUAAUCGAUAAAUUGCCCAGCCCUAGAUUAGUAUUUACCAUUAACUUCAUCAACUGUGUCACGUGAAAGACUAACCUCUGUGUAGUGAUCAACUGAAAGAUCGACCUUUUAAGCCACAUUAAUGGGUGGAUCCAGCUCCUGAACUGGUGAUUGAAUCCCCCACCAGUCACCAAGACUUCCAGUUGUACAGAGGCAGACCUGUGAUGAAGGGAGAAUUAAAGUCAGUGGUUCUUAUGCUGCAGCUAACGCAAUUAGUUUUUCCUUGAGGACAGCUCUGUCUUUUGAGAAAAAAAAAAAAACUCCCGAGCCCCGCUCUGUGCUCUUGCGCUUUGACCUCCAUGACAAUCACAAACAAAAUUUGGUGUAAUUGUAAUUUGUUAAAUGAACCACAUCAACAGACUCUUCUUUAGUGAUGUUACAUGUACGCUUUCCUUCAAAUGUAGGCGUUUUCACUUUUCAUCCUCACAUUUAUCACUUUGACACAUUAUCCACCACCAUCACUCAGACCAAACCAGAGGGGAGCAGAGACCAGCAACCAGCCACCUGACCAGCAGAACCUCAGCUCAAAAGAGAGGGGCACAUUCACUUUUUAGCUGCCAUUUUGUUAACAGUUGGACUUCAGUUUUAUUCCAUUUCCAAACAUUUUUACAAAGACCUGUGCAGCCCUCGGACAAACAUAUUCAGCAGGUAAAAAAGUCACAUACAUGACAGAGUAUCCCAACUGCAAGUUACAUUAUUUCUUUUAGGCACUUUCAGAUUGUCACUAUAUCAACCGUUACAUUUUUGCUCUGUUUUUGCCUGAUUUUUGAACAAAUCUCAUGAUUUUUAAGGUCAGAUGUUUUGCUGGUGGGGAAACCCUCAGAGAAAGACGAGAGGGAUUUUUUUUUCUCUUGGCCUGUUUUCGCAGCUCCGUAAACUUAUGAGACCAAAUGGGUACUAUUAUAUUGCAUUGUGUUGUAAAGUUUUAUAAAUGUUGGAAUUCCCUAUUAUAAUUAAACUUUUAUAUGUUUUUAUGUAAAAAAAAAAAAGUAGAAAAAACAAAAAAUAAUUUAGUUUCUACCAUUUCUUAAAGCAAUACAUUUUGUGUCUGUCCUCUUGUGCAGAAUUUUACUUUUUGUUUCGGUCAAGUGUUACUGCAGCAGCGUUCAAAUGAUAUCUUGUGUUCUCAAUCUGUGCAUGUUCCAACGUCAAUGUAACAAAAAAAACUGAUUGACUAAAAAGGCUUUAAUUUACCGUUCUGCUUGCAGCUUCAAACU